CGGAGUGACAGGUCUCGGGCCCUCAGGCGGAGCGACAGGUCUCAGGCCCCCAGGCGGGGCAGCGGGCGCCGGACCCCCCCAGGCGGAGCGGCGGGCGCCGGACCCCCAGGCGGAGCGACAGGUCUCGGACCCCCAGGCGGAGCGGCGGGCACCGAGUCACCAGGCACGACAGCAGUGGGCUCCGAGUCAACAGGCACGACAGUGGGCUCUGAGUCAAUUGGCACGACAGCGGGCACCGGGUCAUUUGGCUCGCCAGCGGGCACCGCGUCAUCUGGCAAGGCAGUGGGCACCGAGUCACCAGGUAUGACAGCGGGCUCUGAG
This is a messenger RNA of Staurois parvus, 321 nucleotides long. The record is from the annotation of a GenBank genome assembly. Lineage: Eukaryota; Metazoa; Chordata; Amphibia; Anura; Ranidae.